AUGCUGCAUCCAGCCCUUAUUGUUUGGUGGUUUUGGGCAGGGGUUUCCGUUGCUGAUGACGGGGACGAUUUCUCGAAUAAUCUCUUCUCUGAUUUGGCACCUCUAUUGGCCCUUUUUGGGGAACGAGUUACCAUGCAAUUCAUAAGCCAGUCCAUGGGCUGGGCAGACAACUUAAUACUUGCCAUGGGCCCAAUAGGAAUAAUCACUAUCAUCAUCAGCGCCAUCAGAGUUGGGGGUCCAAAGUGGCUGAAGGCCUUGGUUGGAAGAGCGAGGGAGAAUCUUGCGGCUGCCGAAAUGGAGCUCCUCUCAUCUACUUCUAAGGAAGUUUGCGAGCUCUGGAAUGGGUCAGAAGUUGUCAGGUGUAUGGGAAAAUGCUCUCUAACAGAGUUCAUCAUCCUUGUUCCCACCAAGGGGAUAAACAAGGACACGCGCGUUGUAAUCCAUUGUGAAGAUUGGAGGACCUAUCUAGAAGAACGAGUAGCUUAUACUGACAAACUCAAUGACUCUAACCCUUCCUCGGAGAAAAAAGAACAUAAAAAAGCCGCUACUCAAAUACCUCGCUGCAUGUCAUUCUUCAGAAAUUCUCCAAAUGAAGAAAAUGGUCAUAAUCCACCUCUAGACAAUGACAAUACCACAAACGACGAACAAGUCUCCAACCAAAAUAAUAACAUCAUUGUUAUACGCAUUAACGGCCCAAAGGUCGAAACCUCCAAACUCCCUAAAAAAACCGAAACCCCUGGAAAAAUCGGAAAUACUGAAAAAAUGGGGGACAAUGAAAAUGCUCCAAAUAUAUCCUUAAAUUGCCACAAGCUUGCCAGCCCCCUAGAGCUUUGGGUAGUUGCCAUUUUUGGGACGACCCUCCAGCUUGGAGUGGUGGCCUACUGGGCCUUUGCUUCAUAUCACCCAACGCUACACUACCCUAAAGACGGCAAAAAUGUUGCAGACUAUGCAUAUCCUUGCGCUGCAGCUGGAACACUUACCUUGGUGGUUGGCAUGAUGCUUUGCUCACAUGUUGUAGAGAGCAGGACUACGGAGAAGCGAUAUGUUCCACGUGGAAAAGCGCAUGAUAUCUACUUUUGUUGGCUACAGCAAGAAAAAUUUGUCAACGACCAGUCAUUCAACUCACAUAUUAUCUAUUGCAAAAAAAAAAACAAGUACAUUGUCCUAUCGCGGCGAGACAGCGAAGGGGGUAGAUUGAAAACACUUACCAUUUUCUCAACAAUCAUUGCGCUCUCUGGAUUCGUCGUACAAUUCGUCGGCUUGCGGGGACUGCACUGGUCUGCCUCUGUUACUCAGCUUGGCAUCGUACUGUUCAUGCUUGCUUGCAAAGCAUUCGUUCGCCGUGGGCUCGCUAGCCCCCCAGAAAGCAGUGGCUCUCUCAAGUCAGGAUUUGAGCUUGAGUGGCUCACUAAAUCUGAGUCUCAAAUGGAAGAGUCUGAGUCUCAAAUGGAAGAGCCCAAAGUGGAGUCGCAGGCACACAGCAUGAUGACGAUCCGUCGAGAUUUAGGUCGAUUAGCUGACUGGCGUGAGCGUCCGUCGAAAGAAGCAAUCGCCGUGACGAAAUCGAUUGAGAUCGUGAUGAACACCCUUUUCCCCAAAGUUGAAGGUACUGAGAAGCCCACCUACUGGUCCAUAAAGAACUCGAAGGACCAGGAGAUUGAUUUUCAGAUCCAGUACAAGAAUGGAAGAUUCACAGUUGACUUUAUGGAAAUGGACGCGAUUCUAUCCCUAUGGCUAUUCGCUGACAGCCAGAAAUACUCCGAAGACGAGCCUAAACCAUCAAGGGAGGAUGGCAAAACUAAUUCUUGGCUAAGAAGCAAGGGACUGCUUCCCGGGUCCGCCCUCUGCCUCCUCGGACCUUAUUCAGCAGCGUUGCACCGUGACAUAUGGUGGUGGAUGCCCACCAAGGAAACCCCAAUUUUGCUAGUUCAGAACUGUCAAACGGGGCAUGCAAAGUAUGAUUCUGCUGAGAAAUUAAGUGAGCGAUAUGGAAGAGUCGUUGGUAGCGUUGCUGAAUAUGAUUGGGUCGAGAAACCGGAAACUAGACUGGAAAUCCGUCAGUUGGAGGAGCCCAGGUUUGAUGAAGAAGCGGACAAUGAGGAAACGGAUGAUGAAGGAAGCGCAAAGCCUGAACACGAUGAACAGAAGAAUGUUCUCCAAGGUUUCUUUGCUACUGAAAAAAAAACUUCGGCGGAAUUAGUCUACGCCCAGCACAUAUUCUCCGCUUUCAUGAGAGCUGCUGCAGCGGACGAGUCUACUCGCAUUAAUCCUUCGAAGACGACCUUGCGGACAGAAGCCACUACCAAUGGGGGCGCAUGGAAAUCCUUCACAGUCGUGAACGAAACUCUUUCUAAGAUGGCCAUUGAAAUCCAACAAACAGGCCUUGGAAGCCUGGAGGAAGUUUACCAGAGUAUUCUCCCUCCUCUUUGUCUCUCAAACAAACUGCCUCAGCCCGAUGAAAUGAUUGAAUUAGCACGAAAAGAGGCUAGAGCACAUGAGAAAGCCGGCCAAUGGGAAGAAGCUGGGGAAAUAUAUCUCUCACUGCUGCGCAGAACAAAGACAUAUCCCAAUGAUACCGCCAUCGCAAUCAAAGCUGCAGCAACAACAAUGCAAUUUUGGAGACAGGUCGUCUUUUCAAUUGAAGCCGAGAUGGCUCAAUUUUGGUCGCUAGAACCACUUGGAAGUAAAUUGGAGAAGCAGUUGAGAGAGAACAACGAGAAAACCUUCCUCGAGCUACAGAGUCUUUACAUUACCCAAGGUCGUGGUCGUGCCUGGGAAGACGAUCGAGGCAGCACCGAGGCGGUUGGCCUAGAAUCUUUCCGAAAUGAAUUUGGCAUCACUGCAGCCCACAAACUCGCUAGAAGCGAUGAGCUGAACACUGAGCCUUGGCGAAUUACUUACGAUAAGGACAUGGACUUGAGGUCCGCUGAUGUCUUUGGCUGGACAGUACUCCACUAUGUUUCAACCCAAGUUCGAUCGCUGCAAAGAGAGUGGGAUCUGUCUUGGAUCAUAGAAAAGGUUGCGAAGAGUACAGGCAUCAAUGCGCGCGAUUUGAUCGAAUGGACGCCGCUCCAUUAUGCUUGCUCUGCUGGAGGAAUAGUCAUGGUGCAAACAAUCAUCCAGUUCGGCGCCGACGUCAAUGCGCAGGGCACAGACAACUUCACGCCUCUGCAUUGUGCAGCUUACCACGGCCACGAAGAGAUCGUUGCCAUAUUGGUUGAAGCAGGAGCCGACAUUAACUUCCAAGACGUAUUUGGCAAUUCUCCGUGGUUCUGGGCCAUAAGGGAACGCCGCAAAUCCGCUCGAGAUAAAUAUGGUGAGACCCCGCUCUAUCUAGCAGUACUGUUUGGGCGAGAGGCGAUUGUUAAGCUGCUGCGUGAGAACGGCGCAAAGUAG
Molecule: messenger RNA, 3396 nt
Organism: Clonostachys rhizophaga
Lineage: Eukaryota; Fungi; Ascomycota; Sordariomycetes; Hypocreales; Bionectriaceae
Source: the annotation of a GenBank genome assembly